CGGUGUGUGUGUGACGACGUUCGACAGCUUCGUUUGGCGUGGAUUUUUGCGAUGUGUCUUGCGUGUGUUCGCUUGAUUUGUUUUCAACAUGCGUGCUGAGUGGUAAGGUGUACGAAAUCUGCCGCGCAGUCUUCAACGCAUUGAUACGACCGACGGAUCCCAUUUGCCUUCAAAGUGCACCAGCAGCUUUUGAUUCACUACUUUGGACCACCGAGGUGAAAUGGCAGAUUCGGAUCCUUCCGACACACCUACAACUGGCAACGAAGUUGUGAGCAGUGGUAUUCCUUCGUCUACUGACGCGUUGGAGGAAGCUUGCACUAGUGCCGACGACAAAAGUGAAGUCACAACACCGCUUCCUCAAAUGCCGAGGGAAAACCUUAUCGCCACUGCCGUGAACUUCCUUGAAAACCCGCGCGUUCAAGGCAGUCCGCUUUCGCAGAAACGAGCCUUCUUGCUCAAGAAAGGUUUGACAGCUGAGGAAAUCGAUGAGGCCAUAGAAAGGGCGAGGAUUGGGAAACCAAACACUGUAGCCCAGCAUGGGCUGGUCCCCUACCCUUCGUCGCCACCCCAGCUACCUCCACCUCCACCACCUCAUUUGUUACAGCCAGAAUACUCUAUCUGGUCCCACCUGAGCCAUGUUUCUUCGUCGAUCGUGAUAGUUGGGGUUGCCUCCUAUGGCGCUUACUACAUGUACAAGAGGUAUAUAGAGCCAUACCUGAGAGGCUGGGAUGGUCCAAGAUCCAAACCGGACCGGCUGUCUCAAGUCCAGGAACAAAUCGGUGCCCUCACCGAAGCCAUCCAGCAACUGAGGGAGGCAGUUGCAUCUCUCGAGUCGGCUGUUGCUGAAGAUAGGAGGCUCCGUAAGCCAGCUGCCCUGGACUCUGCGAAACAGGAUCGUACCAUCUCGGAGCUCAAAUCCGAGGUCUUGUCGGUCAAGGCUUUGCUGCUGAGCAGGAAUCAGUUUCCGAGCGCGCCAAAAGUGACUCCCCCUGUGCCUAGCAUUCCCACCUGGCAACUCUCCAGCAACGGUGCUGAAAAGGCAGAAAACGGUGCCGCUUCUGAGUCCAGCGAAUCCGAAGAGAGCGAGGAACAAAGUUCAAAAAGCGCAAAGGAACCCAUGGAAUCAAGAAAAGAGGAGGUGCUCCAUAAUAGGCCAACAGGCUUGGCUUGAUGAUAAUGUUUUUAACGCUAUACAAUCGAAGUAUGUGCAUCUGGCUAUGCAAUUCGAUACAGGAAUCGUUUAUUAAUGACCUCACUCAAUGUAUACUGUACGGGUUGAUUGGAGGCUGACAUGUGCGGCAUCUCUUGGCAAUAAAUAAACUGGCAGCACGUUUUGA
Rhipicephalus sanguineus (brown dog tick) is the source of this 1337-nucleotide messenger RNA. Its product is annotated as peroxisomal membrane protein PEX14. The coding region runs from base 221 to 1171 and encodes 316 amino acids. Gene Ontology annotation, cellular component: peroxisomal importomer complex; peroxisomal membrane. The record is from RefSeq and is a predicted model, not a curated record. Gene Ontology annotation, molecular function: signaling receptor binding. NCBI's taxonomy places the organism in Eukaryota, Metazoa, Arthropoda, Arachnida, Ixodida, Ixodidae. Gene Ontology annotation, biological process: protein import into peroxisome matrix, docking. The transcript is spliced from 9 exons.